GUCAACAAGCCUCAGGAAAUAUUGAAUGAUGAGCUGUUGGAAGCCUGUAGGUCAGGGGAUGUGAUAACAGUAGCGUCUCUUCUCAACAGUGGAGCUGACGUGGAUGCUGUACACGGGGGUUUAGGCUCUCCUCUGCUCUUUGCCAUUAUGAAUGAUAAAAUCCAAGUGGUUCGUCUCCUGAUCUCAAGAGGAGAUGAUCUAAACGAAGGGAAUGGGUCACCACUGAGGUGGGCAACUCGUGUAGGUGUCGAUGUCGAUGUCAUUAAGGAGCUGGUGCAAGAAGGAGCCAGUUUGGACCUUCAGGAUGGGAGAGGGGACUCUCCAGUCUUCUAUGCUGUAAGGCAACAAAAGUCAGACAUUCUGAAGGAGCUGAUGAGGGCUGGGAGCAAUCUUAACCUCCAGAAUGAGGUUGGCCUCACCCCUCUCAUGAUUGCUGCCAUGAUGGGGAGUUUCGAUAUGACAAAAAUUCUACUGGAAGGAAAGCACAUCGAUCUCAACAUUCAGGAGAAUGUCGGAGGAUGGUCAGCUGUCCACUUCUCUGCUGUGAACGGAGACUCGGCUACCACAUAUGCUCUCAUCAAAGCAGGAGCUAAUUUCGACCUCAAGGCCAAGAAUGGGUGGACGGCUAUUGAGAUGGCUGAAGUCAAGUCAGCAGACCAAGAAGCCGUGCUCGUGCCUGAAUUGUCCCUGGACUACGGCGACAGCUACAAUGGACCCAGUGACUAUGGGAAAGUGAUUGAGCUGCUGAGAGGAAACCUUGUGGAGCCAGUUACUCCACCUUCUCAGCACGUAAGGAGAAUGUGUGCCUUUUAGAGUUUAACACACUACAAGCACUUCAGUUCAGUGUUUGCCCUAUUAAUUCAGGACUUGGAUAGUGCAUCUACUACCGGAAAGGAAAGGUCAGACGUGAGAGAUAAAGUGAGAGAGCUCAAACAAACGACAUGGGGGACAAGGGAGAUCAUAGAGAAGAGGAAUCCAGACAACCAAACUGAUACCAACAAUAAUUAGCAUCCACUGUUUGUUACUUGAAACAUACAUAGUUGGCACACAUUCCUGUCAUGUAUGUACAUGUAGGAGCAAAACAUGCAGAUAAACCAA
Molecule: messenger RNA, 1098 nt
Organism: Geodia barretti
Lineage: Eukaryota; Metazoa; Porifera; Demospongiae; Tetractinellida; Geodiidae
Source: the annotation of a GenBank genome assembly